AUGUCUGAACUUGUUACUGCGCCUUCGGGCAGCGUGUUCCGCCAGCUACGCGAGAAUCCCUAUGUUUUUGGCCUCUGUGCAUUCUCCUCUCUUGGAGGUUUCUUGUUCGGAUAUGACCAAGGAGUCGUCUCCGGAGUCCUCAAAAUGGAGGCAUUUGGUGCUCUCUUUCCUCGAGUAUAUACAGACAGCGGCUUCAAGGGCUGGUUUGUGUCAACAUUGCUGUUGACAGCAUGGUUCGGCUCGCUAAUCAACGGACCCAUUGCUGACCGAAUCGGGAGAAAAGGCUCUAUUCUUGCAGCAGUAUUAGUCUUCAUCCUCGGUUCGGCACUUCAGGCUGCGGCUAGCACAACGGGAGUUCUUUUCGGGGGCCGUGCUGUUGCCGGCAUCUCAGUUGGUAUGCUGACGAUGAUUGUCCCCAUGUACAUGUCUGAGGUUUCUACCCCUGGCGUACGUGGAACUCUUGUUGCGUUACAACAGUUUAGCAUAACAGUGGGCAUUCUCGUUAGUUAUUGGCUAGAGUACGGCACCCAAUAUAUCGGCGGUACACGCUGUGCCCCUGACGUUCCUUACACUGGUGCUUCAGGCUCAGAAUUCGAUCCGUAUAAGGAUGUUGGCCCUCACGGCUGCACUGGUCAGAGUGCUGCGGCUUGGCGUGUACCAUUUGCACUCCAGAUAUUGCCUGCAUUGGUGCUUGCCAUAGGCAUGCUCUUCUACCCUGAGUCGCCUCGUUUCUACCUUAUGAGUAAGAAGGAGGACAAGGCACUGAAGUCUCUGGCCAAGCUUCGUCGAGCUCAAUCUGAAGAUGAAUCUUUGCGACGCGAGUAUCUUGCGAUCAAAUCUGAGGUCUUAUUCGAUGAGUCUAUUGCUCGGGAUAAGUUUCCCCGUAAAUCUGGCGUAUCGCUAUAUCUGGCUCAGACUGCAUCGCUUGUAUCCACAUGGCCAGCUUUUCGACGACUCUUUAUCGGGUGCGCUAUCGGCUUUUUCCAACAGUUUGUGGGAAUCAAUGCCAUUAUAUACUACGCGCCUACGAUUUUCGGUCAACUUGGCUUGUCCGGUAAUGCCACGUCUCUGUUAGCCACAGGCCUCUUUGGCGUUAUCAAUACUCUGUCCACACUGCCCGCUCUGUUUCUGAUUGAUAAAGUUGGCCGUCGUCCGCUUCUUAUGUGUGGAGCUACCGGAAUGUGCAUUUCUCUUAUCAUCAUCGCAGCAAUUAUCGGCGCCUACGGAGAUCUCAAAGAACACAAGGCAGCUGGUUGGACUGGCAUUGUUUUCAUCUACAUAUACGAUGUUAAUUUUGCCUACUCGCUGGGUCCUGUUGGCUGGGUUCUCCCUUCAGAAAUCUUCAACCUUAGCAACAGGUCCAAAGCUAUGGCAAUCACUUGCAGCGCUACGUGGAUGAGUAACUUUAUUAUCGGGCUAGUUACGCCGGAUAUGCUUGAUAACUUAAAGUGGGGAACAUACGUAUUCUUUGCUGUAUUUUGCGUGAUUGCUAUAGGUUUUACGUUUUUCUUCGUCCCGGAGACAAAGGGUAAGAGUCUGGAGGAUAUGGAUAUUGCCUUUGGUGAUACUGCGGCUCAUGAAGAGAAGAUGAGACUGUUUGACAUUGCUGCUUCUCUGGGACUUACGGACCGUGUACCGGAAGAUAAGAUGGACGCCAGUGAUGGGACAAAAACAGAUGGAAAUGAACAGAGCGCCUAA
This is a messenger RNA of Pochonia chlamydosporia 170, 1698 nucleotides long. RefSeq names its product MFS sugar transporter. Gene Ontology annotation, biological process: carbohydrate transport; transmembrane transport. Lineage: Eukaryota; Fungi; Ascomycota; Sordariomycetes; Hypocreales; Clavicipitaceae. Gene Ontology annotation, molecular function: carbohydrate:proton symporter activity. The transcript has 3 exons. The record is from RefSeq and is a predicted model, not a curated record. The coding region runs from base 1 to 1698 and encodes 565 amino acids. Gene Ontology annotation, cellular component: membrane.